Molecule: messenger RNA, 2600 nt
Organism: Manduca sexta (tobacco hornworm)
Lineage: Eukaryota; Metazoa; Arthropoda; Insecta; Lepidoptera; Sphingidae
Gene: Clp
Product: cleavage and polyadenylation specificity factor subunit 4
Exons: 4
Coding region: 125-994 (289 amino acids)
Molecular function (GO): zinc ion binding; RNA binding
Source: RefSeq, a predicted model, not a curated record
AUAAAAUAAAAUUCGGCUGUCAAAUAAUUUGAUGCUAUUUGUCAGCUAUUUGUUUUGUUAUCCUAGCAAGUACCACCAUCAAGCACUAUUUCUAGUUACGUAGGCAAAACGUUAUCCCAGGAUAAUGGAAGUAAUAGUUGCUAACGUUGAUCACAUAAAGUUCGACAUCGACUUUGCACUAGAAGAGCAAUAUGGAGCCUUACCGUUACCAUUUCCCGGAAUGGACAAAUCGACGGCAGCGGUAUGCGAAUUUUUCAGCCAGCCGAGCGGCUGUGCCAAUGGCCCUCAGUGUCCCUAUAGACAUGUUCGCGGCGACCGCACAGUCGUGUGCAAGCAUUGGUUGCGAGGGCUCUGUAAAAAGGGAGACCAAUGCGAGUUUUUACACGAGUAUGACAUGUCCAAGAUGCCCGAGUGCUACUUCUAUGCCAGGUUCAAUGCAUGCCACAAUAAGGAGUGUCCAUUCCUUCACAUCGACCCUGAAAGCAAAAUAAAGGAUUGUCCUUGGUAUGAUAGAGGGUUUUGCCGGCACGGUCCACACUGCCGCCACAGACAUGUGCGUAGAGUGUUGUGCAUGAACUACCUCGCAGGGUUCUGUCCUGAUGGAGCAUCUUGCAAGUUCAUGCAUCCACGGUUUGAGCUGCCGGCACCACCAGAGCAAACCAAGGAUGUAAAACGUUUGCCUGUGUGUCACUACUGCUCUGAAGUUGGACACAAAGCCACCUCAUGCAGCAAAAUACCACCAGAUCAAAGAGAAGCAGCCCAGAGACAAGAAGAAGCCAGAUACCGAUUACUUGGUUAUGUCAAACCAACCGGUGAACUUGAUGAUCCACAACGUCUUCAGCGUAUUAUACACAAACCAUUGGAAGAAGUCACUUGUUUCAAAUGCGGGACCAAAGGACACUAUGCCAACAAGUGUCCCAAGGGCCACUUGGCAUUCUUGUCAAGCCAGGCAAAUCAAAAUGCUCCAAACAUGGGUUUCAAAAAACCAAACUAGCAUAAACUUUUUUCUGGACUCAUUAGAAGUCGAUUUGUUUUAUGUAAUAAGAAAAAUUUAAGUAUAAAGAAGACUUAGUGUUGUGGAAACAGUGGUGACAUGACUAGGCAUUCGCGAGUACUAUUUAUGAGUGUUUACCAAUGUUCAAUAAACUCUUAUAUGUGUGUGGAAAUGAACAGUACAGAGAUUAUAUCAAUGUUAAAUUCCAAAUUGAUUUCAUUUGAAUCUAAAUCUAUUUUAUAUAUGGAAAUUAUGAAAUGUCCACAUUUUCUCAACAUUUAAAAAUGUUCAUAUGCAUUCUUUAUAAAAUGGCAAUGGUGUGUUGGGAUAUGAAGCAGCAGUUGGAAUAAUAUUUUAUGAUAACAUUUAGGCAUAAAUGCUUCUUACAGAAUUUAAAAAUAUUUAUUAUUAUGAUAGUAAAUAUUUAAAAACCAUUGUAAUAAAUUAUAUAUUAAGUAAACACUUACAUAUUGAUUUGUACCUAUCAGAGAAAAUAAUGUGACUAUUUAUAAUAUAUCUACACUUAAAAGGUAGUCAUACCUAAAUGAUAAAUAUACUGAAAGUAAAUUAUGUAUAUAUUUGGAAUUGUCAGGCAAUUUUCAUAUUAGUAUGGUCUUAUUCAUAAUGAAUGAUCGAAGCUUUAUAACGCCGCUAUCAGAGGCAAAAAAUGGUAUUCAUAAUCAUUCAAUUGCGUUAUGAAUUUUCCUUAUUUAAAACCUUAAAUUGCCUGUCUCAAAAAAUUGCUAAUUUUCAUUUAGAUGUGAUGCCUUUCAAGUGUUGAGCUAAAGAAUGAGUAUUUGAUUAUAGGUAUUAAUCUACCUAUCCCCAUGUGUCCCAAGAGUUAUGCCACAUGGAGGGAAAGAUGUUAAAUAUUGAAGAAAAAUUUGUUUACUGAAAGACCUCUUUUUGAUUGACGAACAACUUAAAAUGGAAUUGAAGAUUUUUAGAUAAUCUGUCUGAAGUGGUAAUCGAUGUUAUCGAGGCUUAUGAUAUGUAGCGUAAAAUGUCAGGUAUUUUAUUAAUCAUUUGGCGAGUUAGAUUCCCGUUUCUGACAAGCAAAACAAAAAGUCUUCAUUCAGUAAAAUUUUCAAUAUACAAUAUUUAUGAUACUUUCUAUCUAUGUGGCCUAGCUGUGGGACACCCUCUUUAUGGCAUAAUUUAUAAUCUUAUCCCCUUAUUCAUAGACUUUUUUUUAUUGAAGGAUGGAGCAUUGCUGUGAUAACAAGUCUGUUUCUCAGCUUUGUUUAUCUGACAGCUUGCUAUGUAUUCAGCUUUGUAUAUCUGCCAGACAAUUAGAUUUAAGUUUUAUCUCAAUAUUAGCCAAUCACAACGGCUCUAUGUCUACGCACUGCGAAGGCUGCCAUGCCGUCAGCACUGUGAAACAGACUUGUUACCAUAACAAUGUUCCAUCCUUAGAUAAAAAACGUCUAUGAAUAAGGGGGUUAAACUAUAGUCAUAGUAUGAAUGAACUAUGGGGAAAUAAAUUUACCUAGAUUUUUCUGUAAAAGUUCUGUAAAUACAUAUUCAAAAUGGUAGCAUAUUGAUGUACCCCUAGUUGAUUGUAUCACUGCCAACAACAUAUUAAAUAAAUGUAUGCGUUAUGAUA